AAUGAAGGAAUUGGAGUAGAAAAGGAUGAACAUAUGGCGGUCAAGUAUUAUCAAGAAUCAAUCGAGUUGUGCUAUGUGAGCACUAAUGGCACAUUGUCAAGAUUGGACACGGCCACUCGUCGGAAUCUCAUUUGA
Acaulospora morrowiae is the source of this 135-nucleotide messenger RNA. The record is from the annotation of a GenBank genome assembly. NCBI's taxonomy places the organism in Eukaryota, Fungi, Glomeromycota, Glomeromycetes, Diversisporales, Acaulosporaceae.